This is a messenger RNA of Aspergillus affinis, 945 nucleotides long. RefSeq names its product tryptophan--tRNA ligase WRS1. Lineage: Eukaryota; Fungi; Ascomycota; Eurotiomycetes; Eurotiales; Aspergillaceae. The record is from RefSeq and is a predicted model, not a curated record. Gene Ontology annotation, molecular function: ATP binding; tryptophan-tRNA ligase activity. Gene Ontology annotation, biological process: tryptophanyl-tRNA aminoacylation. The annotation marks the transcript as partial. The transcript has 3 exons. Gene Ontology annotation, cellular component: cytoplasm.
AUGGCCGAAGAAACCGCACCGGCACCGACUGCCCGGGACCAGGACAUCAAUCCCUGGUCCGUAGACGGUGGGCAGGACGAGAACGGCGAGGCCAUCUCCAUUGAUUACCUGGCCCUCUCUCAAAAAUGGAACACCUCCGCCAUUGACCACGAGCUCCUGGAGCGCUUCGAACGGGUGACCGGACACAAGCCGCACCGCUGGCUGCGACGAGGCCUGUUCUUCAGCCACCGCGACUUCGACAAGAUCCUGACGCGCUACGAGCACGGCGAGCCCUUCUUCCUCUACACCGGCCGCGGGCCCAGCACCGGCAGCCUGCACCUUGGACACACAAUCCCCCUGCAGUUCACGAAAUGGCUGCAGGACGUGUUCGACGUGCCGCUGGUUUUCAUGUUGACGGACGACGAGAAGGCCCUGUUCAAGGACAGCAUUGGCUUCGAGGAGGCUAUGCACUACGCUAUGGAAAAUGCCCGCGACAUCAUCGCCUUGGGCUUCGACGUUAAGAAGACCUUCAUCUACAGCGACCUGAAGUACAUCUCGAGCCAUUUCCUCAUGAACGCUUGGGAGUUCGGAAAGCUGGUUACUUUCAACCAGGUCCGUGGCGCGUUUGGAUUCAAUGAAAGUACCAACAUCGGCCGCAUCUUCUUCCCUUCCGUCCAGUGCGUCGCCGCCUUCGCCACCUCCUACCCCGAGAUCUGGUCCGACGAGCCCCAGACUGCCCGGAACCAGAAGAUCGCCGACAUCGCCUGCCUGAUCCCCAUGGGUAUCGACCAGGAUCCGUACUUCCGGCUGCUGCGCGACAACUCCCACCGCAUGGCGUUCCCGUCGCCGAAGCCCGCGCUGAUUCACUCGAAGUUCCUGACUGCGCUACAGGGCGCCGGCGGGAAGAUGUCGUCGUCGAAUCCCAACUCGGCUAUUUUCAUGGACGAUACGGCGAAGCAGAUUAAG